AAUUUAUUUACGGUAAAGAAUAAUGCCCAAAGACUUUUCAGAAUAUUUGAAAGGAAUGAACAAAGAGGAAACAACUAGCAAUAUUGAUUUACAAGAAUUAGAAAAUGUGUUUGAUCAGAAGAAAUAUGAAGUGAAAUGGUGGUAGAUUGUAAUUGGAAAUUCAUUCACUACAACUGCUUUAGGGUAACAGAUUAUAAUUUAAUAAGAUAAGAAUAUUGACAUAGCCAUUGCAAGUUAUACAUACUACAUUUUAAUUGUCAAUAAAAAAGAUGGAUUUUUAAGUGAACAAUCUAAAGGAUAUUAUGGAAUCAAAAAUCACUUUAGGAGAAUAAAAGAAAUUAGAAUAGAUAUUAAAAAACAAGAUUAUAAAUUACUAAGGUGCUUCCUAUUAAAACUAUAAUGCAGUUUUCAAAGGAUUAGGAGAAUAAGGAAUUUUAGGAUUUUUUAAAGGUUUAGGAACUGGAAUAGUCUAUUAGAUAACAAAUUCUUAGUUAAGAUACUUUUUAAUUUAGAAAUACUUUAACGAAAAGAAGUUAAUUCAAAAUUUGUAUGCUUCAUUAGUUGGAAUGGUUGUUGAUGUAAUCACUAAUCCAUUAAUGCUUAUAUAAUCAAAAAUGAUAUAUCAAAACAGAUUACCAAAUUUUAGAACUUAUAGGUCAGUUUUUGAUUUAUUAAAAAAGGAGAGGAAUCUUUAUAAAGGCUCUUUAGGACAUAUUUAUAAACAUAUUUUUAUUUCUUUAUCUUAAAUACCUUCCAUAUAUAUAAAUGAUACAAGAUUUUGUUUAGGAUAUUUAUUGAUGAUUCAAUAAGUAGUAUCAUAUCCAUUUUUAACUGUGAUUAGAAGAUUGCAUUGUUAAGGUAUUAAACCAUUCAUGUUAAAUACAAAUUACUCAGGUUUUUGGGAUGGAGCAAAGUAAAUAUAUGCACAAGAAGGGGUUUUAUCAUUUUACAGAGGGUUUGCUGCUUUUGGAAUUGCAAAUUCAUUUAUGGCUUUUGUAUUAUAUUCAACGCAACUUUUGGGAGAAUAAUAAGAAUGAAAGUAUCAUAAUUUGAAUUUUAG
Messenger RNA from Paramecium sonneborni, 1060 nucleotides. The record is from the annotation of a GenBank genome assembly. Lineage: Eukaryota; Ciliophora; Oligohymenophorea; Peniculida; Parameciidae.